This is a messenger RNA of Hypanus sabinus (Atlantic stingray), 4512 nucleotides long. It is a transcript of the gene bag5, whose product is annotated as BCL2 associated athanogene 5. The record is from RefSeq and is a predicted model, not a curated record. Gene Ontology annotation, molecular function: protein-folding chaperone binding; adenyl-nucleotide exchange factor activity. The transcript has 2 exons. The coding region runs from base 232 to 1578 and encodes 448 amino acids. Gene Ontology annotation, cellular component: cytosol; nucleus; membrane. Gene Ontology annotation, biological process: regulation of inclusion body assembly; protein stabilization; negative regulation of protein ubiquitination. NCBI's taxonomy places the organism in Eukaryota, Metazoa, Chordata, Chondrichthyes, Myliobatiformes, Dasyatidae.
UUGCAGAGUUUGUACAGAAACGACACUGCGGUUGGAAGUGUUUUCACCUUCAUGUUUCUUUGCCAGCCUCUGAGGAAUUCAAAAAUUCAAACGAUGUUCCAAGGGAAAGCAACUAUUAACAACUCCCUGCAUCUGGGAAUUAAAGUUGCGAUCUGCUGCCAAGAAGUGACAUGCUGACCAUAUUUUCAUUCAAUUUUUAAAUUGCUGUGAUUCAUUAAUGAAAAGGAAAAUAUGGACAUGGGUCAACAACAUCCAUCUUUGAUUAAGGUUCAAGAAAUUCAGAAGGAAGUACAAGAAGCUAAACGACUUGUAUCAUCAUUCAGUGGUACACAGGCUGAUAAAGAAUAUAAGCACUUGGAGAGCUUGUUGACCAAGUUGCUAUUUGAGUUAGAUGCAGUAGAUACAGACAGCAAGUCAGAAAUUCAGUAUGGUCGCAAAAAUGCCAUAAAAACUGUGGAGGAGCUAUUGAAAGAGCUGGAGCAAGCUGCAACUCACCCAUCACGGCUAAGAGUGGAAAAUGUCUUUAGUGAUGCACAGCGGCUGGUUACCAGUGAAUUAUCUUCUGCUGGGGGAUUGAUAACUGAAGAGUUUGCUGAUCAGAUCCAAGAAAUAAUUUUUCAGCUAACGCAGGUAAAAACAGGAGGGAAAAUUGGUUUGAGGAAAGCCAGAUAUCGAGCACUAACAAGAAUUUGUGCUGUUCAGGAUAUCAUUGAAAACUGCAUUGGUCGGCAAGCAUUAAGUUUACCUCUAUCCACAAAUACACAUCCUUCUGUUUCUAAGAUCAAUUCUGUUUUAUUUGAAGUUAGCAAAGCAAGGUGUGAUGUAAUUGGCCUGUUACUGAGCCUAAAUGCCAUGGAAAAUUGUGCACACCUAUCCCGAGUCCUCACUGGUUUGUUAAUGCAAUUGGAUGCAAUAGAUGUGGCUGGAUACUUGGAAGUAAGGAACUAUAGGAAACGUGUGGUGCAUGAGAUCAAUUGCUUACUGGGACAUUUGGAGAUGGAAUCCGAGGGAGAGUCUUCAGGAAGUUAUGACUUAACUCAGAAUCAGUCUAUCAAACGUAUAGAAGAAAUACGUCUGAAGACAACACAAUUGAAACAUCAGCUGUUGCAACAGGAAAAUGCCUCUGAUUUGCAUUUCAAACCACAUACUGAACUGCAAAGUCUUCUCACAGAAUUGGAUCAAAUAGACAUUGACAAAAAUCCAUGUAUCCGUGAAGCUAGGAGAAGAUCUGUAGUUGACGUGCAGGCUGUGAUCGCUUAUCUUGACCUGAAGGAGUUUCUUGAAAAGGGAGAUAACAUGACGGAACAGCUAAGAGAUGAACAUCCGUCACUGAAGGCUAUAUGGGAGGUCCUAAGUCACUUGUCCGAAUUUCAGAGGCAAGCCCUGUCUUUUGAUGGAGCUAGAACUGACAAGAAUUAUGUGAGACUGGAAGAAAUGCUCACAAAACAACUUCUAGCACUUGAUGCUGUGGAAACCCAAGGGAAUGACAGUGCUAAGGUUGCCAGAAAACAAGCAGUGAAGUUUGCACAGAAUAUUCUUAAUUACCUAGACAUGAAAACAGAUGAAUGGGAAUAUUAAAUCGUAGUUCUCGAUCAGUAGAGUUGCUUUUGUGCCUUCCUUUGCACUAUUUUUAAUUGCUUAAGAAAAUUGUUCAGGUUAUUUUGACAGUUUCAUGCAGAUUAAACUCCCAUCUCAUAUUAUCAUCAUUUCAUAAUAUUGCACUUUGAGUGCAAUAAGUGAACAUUAUGACAGUUUUGAAUGUUUCAUUAAGAUAUCAUUGAGAGCACCUUAAAUGUCAUUUAAUAAUGCUUAAUAAAAUUAGAUUUAAAUUACAGAUGAGAAUUUGAAGAUGCUUGUUGCUGUAAAUUUCAAUAAAUUUGAAAUAUAAUGUUUCAUAUUUUACCAAAAAUGUAUAAUUUGAUGGGAUAUUUAAACUGGGAUUAAGGAAAAUGUUAACACCGCCAUCUAACUACUCCAUAGUUACAUAGAACUGUACAGCACAAGAACCUUUCUUUUAGCCCAUGGUGUCUGGGCCAACUGUGAUACCAAAUGAAACUAAUCCUAUCUGCUUAUACAUGAUCCAUAUCUUUCCAUUCCUUUUGUGUUCGUGUGUCCAUCUAAAUGCCUUAUAAAUGCCACUAUCAUGUCUGCCUUACUCCUGGCAUUUUCCAGACACUAAGGACUCAAUGCUGAAAAAAAACUUGCCCAAUGCACUGUAUCUCCCUUAAGUGUUUCUCCUCGCAUCUUAAAGCUAUGCUAUCUGGUAUUUGAUAUUUCUACCUUGGGAAAUAGACUCUAUCUGUCUCUCAUAGUGUAUAACUUGUCAAGGCUCUCCCCCAGACUCCGACACUGUAAUGAAAACAAUCCAAGUCUUUCUAACCUCUCAGUUAGUGUGGGAAUCUUGUGAAGCUUGAGGGAAGUUAUUUUGGGCACUCGAGGCUACAAUAGUUUGUACUACAAUGGUAACACAAGUGGAUACAUCAACCAAAACUAUAUUAAUAUACUCUAGCCAUCACAUUUAUAUCUGAUGCCUCAAGGAUGAGAACCCUUUCGAGAGAGAAAUGAGACAUUUAUUUAAUAAGAGACCAUAAGUAUAAUAUUUCAUACAAAUCAUUUGAACUCUGUCUUACAUUAUGUAUAAUAAUCAUUAUACAUAAUCAUUUUCACCAUCCUGAGGGAAUCAGAAUUCUGACGAGCAUGGAUAUAACAGAUGGUAGGGAAAUUUUCCCCUGAGAAGAGUGUGUAAAAACUAGAGGAUAGGGUUCAGGGUAAAGGGUAAGAGAUUUAGAGGGGAUCUAAGGAGGAAUUUUCACCCAGGGGACAAAUGCAUCGUGGAAACCCUCACAACAUUUGAGUAGCAUUUAGACAAAUGCUUGAAUUGUACAAACCCCAUUUCCAGAGAAUUUGGGGUAUUUUCCAAAAUGCAAUAAAAACAAAAAUCUGUGAUAUGUUAAUUCACGUGAACCUUUAUUUAACUGACAAAAGUACAAAGAAAAGAUUUUCAAUAGUUUUACUGACCUACUUAAUUGUAUUUUGUAAAUAUACACAAAUUUAGAAUUUGAUGGCUGCAACACACUCAACAAAAGUUGGGACAGAGUUAAAAUAAGAUUGAAAAGUGCACAGAAUAUUCAAGUAACACCAGUUUGGUAAGCAGGCUAAUUGGUAGCAGGUGAGGUAUCAUGACUGGGUAUAAAAGUAGCGUCCAUCAAAGGCUCAGUCUUUGCAAGCAAGGAUGGGUCGUGGCUCACCCCUUUGUGCCAAAAUUCAUGAGAAAAUUGUUAGUCAGUUAAAAAGGAACAUUUCCCAACUCAAGAUUGCAGAGAAUUUAGUACUUUCAACAUCGACAGUACAUAAUAUUGUGAAAAGAUUCAGAGACAUCUCAGUAUGUAAAGGGCAAGGUCAGAAACCACUGUUGAAUUUGCGUGAUCUUCGAGCCCUCAGGCAGCACUGCCUAAGAAACCGUCAUGCUACUGUGAUAAUUAUAGGCAGUACUUCGGAAAACUAUUGUCACUUAACACAGUCCGUCGCUGCAUCCAGAAAUACAACUUGCAACUGUAUUACGCAAGGAGGAAGCCAUACAUCAACUCUAUGCAGAAACGCCGGCGAGUUCUCUGGGCCCGAGCUCAUCUCAGAUGGACCGAAAGACUGUGGAACCGUGUGCUGUGGUCAGAUGAGUCCACAUUUCAGCUAGUUUUCAGAAAAAAACGGGCAUCGAGUUCUCCGUGCCAAAGAUGAAAACGACCAUCCUGAUUGUUAUUAGCGAAAGGUGCAAAAGCUAGCAUCUGUGAUGGUAUGGGGGUGCAUCAGUGCCCACGGCAUGGGUGAGUUGCAUGUAUGUGAAGGUACCAUUGACUCUGAGGCGUAUAUUAGGAUUUUACAGAGACAUAUGUUGCCAUCAGGGCGUCCAUGCUUAUUUCAGCAGGACAAUGCCAGACCACAUUCUGCACGGGCUACAACAGCGUGGCUUCGUAGACACAGAGUGCAUGUGCUUGACUGGCCUGCUGCCAGUCCAGAUCUAUCUCCUAUUGAAAAUGUAUGGCGCAUCAUGAAGAGGAGAAUCAGACAAUGGAGACCACGGACUGUUAAGCAGCUGAAGUCUUAUAUCAAGCAAGAAUGGACAAAAUUUCCAAUUGCAAAUUACUACAAUUAGUAUCCUCAGUUCCAAAACGAUUAAAAAGUGUUAUUAAAAGGAAAGGUGAUGUAACACAAUGGUAAACAUGCCUCUGUCCCAACUUUUGUUGAGUGUGUUGCAGCCAUCAAAUUCUAAAUUUGUGUAUAUUUACAAAAUACAAUUAAGUUGGUCAGUAAAACUAUUGAAAAUCUUUUCUUUGUACUUUUGUCAGUUAAAUAAAGGUUCACGUGGAUUAACAUAUCACAGAUUUUUGUUUUUAUUGCAUUUUGGAAAAUAUCCCAACUUUUCUGGAAAUGGGGUUUGUACAUGGUGAGAACCUAGAAGGCUAUGGACCAAGUGCUGACAAAUGGAUUUAAUACUGAUGGUUAAAUUGAUGCUCA